AUGGAGACGAUGAUGGACAGAGAGUGCAGCGCCCUGGGGGGGCUUUUCCAGACUGUCAUAGGAGACAUGAAGGGCAGUUAUCCCGUCUGGGACGACUUCAUCAGCAAGGCCAGCAAGCUGCAGUCGCAGCUCAGGACGACGGUCGUCGCGGUAGCAGCCUUCCUGGACGCCUUUCAGAAGGUGGCCGACCUGGCGACCAACAGCCGAGGAGGAACCAGAGACAUCGGCUCGGCCCUCACCAGGAUGUGCAUGAGGCACCGCAGCAUCGAGGCCAAACUCCGCCAGUUCUCCAUGGUGUUUCUGGACUGUCUGAUCAACCCUCUACAGGAGCAGACGGAGGAGUGGAAGAGAGUAGCCAACACUCUGGACAAAGACCACGCCAAAGAGUACAAGAAGGCCCGUCAGGAGAUCAAGAAGAGAUCUUCAGACACUCUGAAGCUUCAGAAGAAAGCAAAGAAAGCGGACGUGUUCGGCCGUGGGGACCUGCAGCCUCAGCUGGACAGCGCCAUGCAGGAGGUCAGUGAUAAGUACCUCCUGCUGGAGGAGACGGAGAAGCAGGCGGUCAGGAGGGCUCUGGUGGAGGAGAGGAGUCGCUUCUGCUGCUUCACCUCCAUGCUGAAGCCCGUCGUGGAGGAGGAGAUGUCCAUGCUGGGGGAGAUCACCCACCUCCAGACCCUGACCGACGACCUGAAGGCUCUCACCAUGGACCCCCACAAGCUGCCGGCCUCCAGCGAGCAGGUGAUCGUAGACCUGAAGGGCUCCGAGAGCACCUGGUCCUACCAGACUCCGCCCUCGUCGCCGAGCACCACCGUAUCCAGGAAGUCCAGCAUGUGCAGCAGCCUGAACAGCGUGAACAGCAGCGACUCUCGCUCCAGUGGCUCGCACUGCCACUCCCCCACCUCCCACUUCCGCUACCGCGCCUCCUCGUCCUCCUCCUCGGUGCUCCCCCAGCAGCCGCCGGCCCGCCUCUCCUCCAUCUCCUCCCACGACUCCGGCUUCAUCUCCCAGGACGCCUUCCAGUCCAAGUCCCCCUCCCCCAUGCCCCCGGAGAGCUCCCAGUUGUCAAAUGGUUCCGACCACCACGGCGCCCUCUGUCUGCACGGAGCGGCACUGCAGGUCCAGGACUCCCACCUCCACCCUCCAUACUUCACCUCCUCCUUCUCCUCCUCCACCACCACCUCACCCAUCUCCUCGCCCUCCUAUUCGUGCGUUUCCCCCACGUGGGCGUGGUCCCGUUCGGGCUCCGGCCAAUCGGGAGAGGGCCCGCCCCUCGGAGCGACCUCGGCGUCCAGAGUCCCGACUUGGAAGGACUGGGCCAAACCGGGACCGUACGACCAGUCGAUGGUCAACACCCUGAAGAGGAGCAGGGACAGGAGGGAGACUACAGAUCCCAGCAGCCACCACGGCGCCGACGUCACCGCCACGGGGGAGGAGCCACAGGGGAUGAGAGGAAACCACUCACACAAGGUCAGAGGGCCUGUGACGUUGAACCGGCAGGAGGACCGGGAGACCCACGAGGAGCUGGCCCGGGCACUGGCCCGAGGCCUCCGCCUGGACAUCCACGGGUCCAGCAGAGACUCCCUGCAGGGAUCCAGUGGCUACAGCAGCCAGACACACACACCCUGCUGCUCGGAGGACACCAUCCACUCACAAGUGUCGGACUGCGACUACUUCUCCGUGGGGGCGGACCACGAGCAGGACUUUGACAAGUCGUCCACCAUCCCGAGGAACAGCGACAUCACGCAGUCGUACCGCCGCAUGUUCCAGACCAAGCGCCCGGCCUCCACCGCCGGGCUGCCCUGCAACCCCUCGGCCAUCGUCACCCCGGGGGUCGCCACCAUCCGACGGACGCCGUCCUCCAAACCCAACUUGCGGCGGCCCUCCGGGGGUCUCGGCUCGGGCCCCAUACCCAUCAAGCCCCCCAUGAUCCCGGUCAAGACCCCCACCGUGCCGGACCACCCCGGAUUCCCCGGCAGGGCGGCGGAGGACGGCGACGCGACGCGAAGCCCGCUGAGCCCCGCCUCCACCCCUCUGUCGCCGAGAGCCGGCCCGUGGGAGAGCCGGCCCCCGAGCGAAGCCUCGGACCCCCCCGCGCCGCCGCCGCCCGGCGCCCGGCCGUCAGAGUGGGAGCGCCGGCCCCUCCCGGAGCUCCUGGAGGAAUCGGAGUACGGCGAGGUGGAGGAUUUUCUGGUGGCCAUCCGACGAGGCGUCCGGCUCAAGAGGGCGUCGACCAAUGACCGAUCGGCGCCGUGCAUUUACUGA
Molecule: messenger RNA, 2262 nt
Organism: Cyclopterus lumpus (lumpfish)
Lineage: Eukaryota; Metazoa; Chordata; Actinopteri; Perciformes; Cyclopteridae
Product: protein MTSS 1-like
Exons: 15
Coding region: 1-2262 (753 amino acids)
Biological process (GO): plasma membrane organization; adherens junction maintenance; positive regulation of actin filament bundle assembly
Cellular component (GO): cytoplasmic side of plasma membrane; actin cytoskeleton
Molecular function (GO): phospholipid binding; actin binding
Source: RefSeq, a predicted model, not a curated record